UUGGUCCUGCAGGUGUCCAUGAUGGCGGUGGACGACAUGUAUGGAGACGUGCCAAUGAUCGAGAGGGACCGUUACUGGAACGAUUCCAAUCCAAGGCCCCCCUACACGGCAGCCACCCUCUUCCCUCUGGAGGACAUCGCCGAGAACAUGGAGGAGUCGGGCUCCCACCACCCCAACAUGGCGCUGUUCAACCGCCUGCUGAACGCCGCCCCCUCCCCGUCGGGCUUCAUGGGGGGGGCCCUCCGCCGGACCUCCGCGCAGCUGCAGAGGCUGUACCACUCCCCCAGCAUCGACCGUUGCCCUAGCGACGAGGAGGAGGAGGAGGAGGAGGGCUGCAAGGUGGGAAAAGGCGGGUCCCUGCCCUCGGGUUUGGGCCAGGACACGCAGAGCACCGUCUGCAGUUUCCGGGACGAGAGGAGCCCCAAGACCCCCAAAACCCCCCUGCUGGAGAUCCGGUUCUCAGAGGAACCGGACGGGAACCGAAACCCCCCCGAGAUCCAGACCCGCGGGGAG
This is a messenger RNA of Menidia menidia (Atlantic silverside), 513 nucleotides long. The record is from the annotation of a GenBank genome assembly. NCBI's taxonomy places the organism in Eukaryota, Metazoa, Chordata, Actinopteri, Atheriniformes, Atherinopsidae.